Molecule: messenger RNA, 3902 nt
Organism: Prunus avium (sweet cherry)
Lineage: Eukaryota; Viridiplantae; Streptophyta; Magnoliopsida; Rosales; Rosaceae
Molecular function (GO): protein binding
Source: RefSeq, a predicted model, not a curated record
AUGAUUAGUCCUAAACUGAUUGAGUUGCAGCAUUUACAAUAUUUGGACCUUGCAUUCAUUGAUUUCAAUGGGAGCCAAAUUCCAGAUUUCAUUGGUUCUCUAACCAGUCUAAGGUACCUCAAUCUCAGUUUCUGUUAUUUCAUUGGUCCAAUUCCAAGUUCGUUUCGAAACCUCACGCAAUUGCAACAUCUCGACCUCUACUAUAAUUGGCGGCUUCAAGCAGAAAAUCUCAAUUGGCUCCCUGCUCUUUCUUCUUUAACGUAUUUGGACCUUUCAUUCAUUGAUUUCAAUGGGAGUCGAAUUCCAGAUUUCAUUGGUUCUCUAACCAAUCUAAGAAACCUCAGUCUCAGUUCCUGUAAUUUCAUUGGUCCAAUUCCAAGUUCGUUUGAAAACCUCACGCAAUUGCAAAAUCUCGACCUCAGCGAUAAUCAGCUUCAACCAGAAAAUCUCAAUUGCCUCCCUGCUCUUUCUUCUUUAACUGAUUUGGUCCUAAGCGGAAGCUUCAAUGGGAGCCAAAUUCCAGAUUUCAUUGGUUCUCUAACCAAUCUAAGAACCCUCCGUCUCCGUUCCUGUCAUUUCAUUGGUCCAAUUCCAAGUUCGUUUGAAAACCUCACGCAAUUGCAAAAUCUCGACCUCAGCGAUAAUCAGCUUCAACCAGAAAAUCUCAAUUGGCUCCCUGCUCUUUCUUCUUUAACGGAUUUGGACCUAAGCGGAAACUUCAAUGGGAGCCAAAUUCCCGAUUUCAUUGGUUCUCUAACCAAUCUAAGGUACCUCAGUCUCAGUUCCUGUCAUUUCAUUGGUCAAAUUCCAAGUUUGUUUGGAAACCUCACGCAAUUGCAAAAUCUCGACCUCAGCAAUAAUCAGCUUCAACCAGAAAAUCUCAAUUGGCUCCCUGGUCUUUCUUCUUUAACGGAUUUGGACCUAAGCGGAAGCUUCGAUGGGGGCCAAAUUCCCGAUUUCAUUGGUUCUCUAACCAAUCUAAGAAACCUCCGUCUCAGUUUCUGUAAUUUGGUCGGUCAAAUUCCAAGUUCGUUUGGAAACCUCACGCAAUUGCAAAAUCUCGACCUCAGCUAUAAUCAGCUUCAACCAGAAAAUCUCAAUUGGCUCCCUGCUCCUUCUUCUUUAAUGUAUUUGUACCUAAGCGGAAACAAUCUCAGUACUGUUUUCGAUUGGCCAGAAGCAGUACUUAAUAAGCUCCCUAAACUAGUAGCGUUGACCUUGGUGAAUUGUAGUCUUCCUCCUCCUCCUACUCCAAUUCUUUCCACUACUCUUUACAAAACAAAUUCUUCUACAUCUCUUGCGUAUGUUUCUCUCUCUGACAACCAUCUCACUUCUUCAAUAUUUCUUUGGUUGUUCAACUACAGUACAAGCCUUGUUCGUCUUUACCUCUCCAACAAUAAUCUAUCUGGUUUCAUUCCCAAUUUCAUUGGAAACAUGAGCUCGCUUGUGAAUCUGGAUCUCUCCUACAAUAAUCUAACUGGUUUCAUUGCCAAUUUCACUGGAAGCAUGAGCUCUCUUAGGUAUCUGCAUCUCUCCAACAAUUAUCUAACUAGUUUCAUUGCCGAUUUCACUGGAAACACGAGCUCUCUUGUGGAUCUGCAUCUUUCCUACAAUAAUCUAACUGGUUUCAUUGCCAAUUUCACUGGAAGCAUGAGCUCUCUUGGGUAUCUGGAUCUCUCCAACAAUUAUCUAACUAGUUUCAUUGCCGAUUUCACUGGAAACAUGAGCUCUCUUGUGGAUCUGGAUCUCUCCAACAAUAAUCUAACUGGUUUCAUUCCCAAUUUCAUUGGAAACAUGAGCUCUCUUGUGUAUCUGGAUCUCUUUGAUAACCAUAUUGAAGGUGCGAAUCCAAAUUCGUUUGCAAGGCUGUGUAAUUUGGAAAUAUUGUCGCUUCAAAGAAAUCAUCUGAGUGGACAAUUAUCCAAGUUUGUUCAACUAUUGCCUAGAUGUGGGCAAAACUCAUUAAGGGGUCUGCACCUCUCUGAGAAUGUUCUUAAGGGGUCAUUAAACAAUCUUACAAGCUUCUCAUCUUUGAAAUUCUUGAAUCUUAGUGCCAAUCAAUUAAGCGGAAACAUACCUGAAAGUAUUGGGCAAAUGUCGCAACUAUGGAGAAUCGAUUUCAGCAUGAACUCUUUGGAAGGGGUGGUUUCAGAAACUCAUUUCUCAAAACUCUCCGAAUUAAAAUAUUUGGAUUUAUCCUCUAACUCACUAGUUUUAAAUUUCCAUUCUGAUUGGGUUCCUCCCUUCCAGUUAUAUUUCAUAGUUUUGGGGUCUUGCAAGAUGGGUCAACAUUUCCCAAAAUGGCUUCAAACUCAAAAAGAUUCUUUCGAGCUUGAUAUUUCGAAUGCUGGAAUUUCUGAUAUCCUUCCAAGUUGGUUUUGGAGUAAUUUUCGUAACGCAGAGGUUAUUAAUCUCUCACGGAACCUAAUUAGAGGAAUAUUUACAAAUUUGACAGUGGAGUUUGAAGGUCCAAUUCCCUCAACUAUAUCACAAGCCUCAUAUCUGGAUCUCUCUAAUAAUAACAUUUCGGGGUCGCUUUCUUUCCUAUGUGCAAAUACAUAUAUGAGUUUAACAUAUCUUAAUCUUUCAAGCAACAGUCUUUCUGGAGAACUUCCAGAUUGCUGGAGCCAUUUGGAGACUCUAGUCAUGCUUGAUUUGAGUAACAACGCUUUUUCCGGAAAAAUUCCCAUGACAAUAGGCUCUUUAUUUCAAAUGCAAACUUUGAAAUUAAGAAGCAACCAAUUUGUUGGAGAAUUGCCUUCAUCGUUCAAGAACUGCACAAGUUUAGAAGUUAUUGAUCUGGGAGAUAAUAAAUUAUCAGGACCAAUACCUACAUGGUUAGGUGUGAGCUUCAAGAAUUUGGCUAUCCUGAUGCUUUCCACUAAUCACUUCAAUGGAAGCAUGCCCUCACAAUUAUGCCAUCUAACACACAUUAAAAUUAUGGAUUUCUCUAUGAACAACAUCUCUGGAAGCAUACCCAAAUGCCUCAACAAUUUGACUACUCUGGCUCAAAAAGGAAAUCCAAGUUUAUCCAGCAAACAUAUUUAUCCGAGGUUUAAUAAGACAACUGGUCCUACUAUUUAUGAGGAUGAUGCAAGCUUCAUAUGGAAAGGAAGAAUGCAGACAUACAAAAGCACUUUGGGCCUUGUGAAGAGAAUUGAUCUCUCAAGCAAUAGAUUAACAGGGGAGAUUCCAAGUGAAAUCACUCAUCUUGUUGGGUUGAUUUCUUUAAACCUUUCGAGAAACCAGUUAAUAGGUCAAAUAACUCUAGAGAUUGGAAACUUGCAGUCAUUGGAUUCGCUUGAUUUAUCAAGAAACCAUAUAGAUGGAGGAAUUCCGACAAGCCUUGCUCGGAUAGAUCGUCUUAGUUUCUUGGACUUGUCAUAUAACAACUUGUCUGGCAAAAUACCAACAGGCACUCAGCUCCAAGGCUUUGAUCCCUCUGUUUAUGUUGGAAAUCCUCAACUCUGUGGACCUCCGCUUAAAAAGAUGUGUGCCGAUCAAAAUGAGAAAACUGACUUGAGCAAUCAAGAGGAUGAGGAUGAGCUUAUAACACUGGGAUUUUACAUCAGUAUGGGGCUUGGCUUUGCUGCUGGAUUUUGGGGAGUUUGUGGCACUUUGAUAUUCAACAGGUCAUGGAGAUAUGCAUACUUUACGUUCUUGAAUGGUUUAAAUGAUUGGCUUUAUGUGACGGUAGCUUUGAUCAAGCGGCAACUAAAGCUAGCAUAUGCUUAAUAGAUAAGCUCGUGACGCUGUAUCAUCUAAAUUAGGAGAAAAGUAGCUGUAGCUGAAUGCCUCCUUUCAGUUCAAGUGGUGAAGAUUGCCAGUAUACGCGCACGCACAGAUAUUUGGAGAAGAGUUUACGAGUUAAUUUGGAGUGUUUAGUAGGAAUAAAUAUGAAU